CCAGCAACUUCGGGAAAACUUUUUUUCUUUCUUUCUUUUUCUCCCCAGCUGCGGCGGCUGGAGCAGCGCCCGAGUCCCGUCCUCUGGCCGCCCUCUGUGCGCUCCGGCCGGGGAUGCUCUCUCGGGCCGGCGGCGGGGACGGCCGGCUGCUCGCCCCGCUCCUCUCCUGGCUGCUGCUGCUGCCGCUGCUGCUAUCGGGGCUGGGCGGGGUGGCGGGGGCGCCGUCGGAGCUGCGGGUGCGAGUGCGGCUCCCCGACGGGCAGGUGACGGAGGAGAGCCUGCAGGCGGACAGCGGCGCCGACAGCGUCAGCCUGGAGCUCCGCAAGAGCGACGGGACCCUGGUCACCCUGGCCGCCGACUUCAAGCAGGAGGUGAAGAUAUUCCGAGCCCUGAUCCUCGGGGAACUGGAAAGGGGUCAGAGCCAGUUCCAAGCGCUUUGCUUUGUCACCAGGUUGCAUCGCAACGAAAUCAUUCCCAGCGAGUCCAUGGCCAAACUACGACAGAAAAACCCACAGACGGUGCGGCAGGCGGAGGAGGUCCGCGCGCUCGAACACCUCAGCAUGGAUGUAGCUGUCAACUUCAGCAAAGGGGCCCAGCUGAGCUCUCACAUCUACAACAUCUGUUCGGAGGCCAAGGAGACCAUCUAUAGUCGAGAAGAAGACGUCAAGUUCUGGAUGGAGAAAGGGGUGGACGGCUCCAUGUUUGAGGUCCUACCUCAGUCUGCUGACCUACCUGGCCUGCAACAUUGUCGGGUCUGCGCAGACCGUUGGAAACCUUGCAUCUGCAGCUACGCCUUGAACAUUGAGUGGUAUCCCUGCAUGCUGAAGUAUUGCAAGAGCCGAGACGCAGCUGGAAAGACAACCUCUUACAAGUGUGGCAUCCGCAGCUGCCAGAAGGCCUACAGUUUUGAUUACUAUGUACCCCAGAAGCAGCUCUGCCUGUGGGAUGAAGAGACUUAGCAGGACAGCUGAACAGCCAUCUUGUUUUUCGGACUGGGAGAACUUGUCUUUGACCUUCCUUCCUGGAGCUCUGUGUAGGACUACCAAAGUGGCCACCUGGGACUGAAAAGAGGAAGGGGUAGGGCAUGGAGGGAGGGAGGGAGGGCUAACCCCUGUGAGAUACCUCCUAAGCAUGUUUUGGAGCGAGUCUCCCUCUUCUCCUGUAGAAGGAGGCAUCUUCAGAUUUACAGGCAGAGACUACAAUCAACGUGACGUUGUCAAAAGAUGAGGAACAUCAAAAUGAAGACUGUUCUCCAGGUUGACAUGACUUUUGAAGCUUCUUGACCACAAUGAGAUUUGUGCCUGCUUUUUUUUUUUUUCUUAAAUGAAGACAAAGAAGAUAGAUGUCCUUCCUGAAUAACCUCCUAGAAAGGAUUAGACACCAAGUAGGUAGCAGAAUGGAUAGAGGAUCUUCUGGACGAAGCUCGUGAGCUUCCAGAAUGUUCUACAGCUGCUACCUGGAGCCACCAGAAGGAGGAAACUUAAAGCCAUGAUGACGUUGGAAUCUGGAAGGACGUGACACUGAUCAUUCUGCAUCAUUUCAUGCAAGAAUAAGAGAUUAUUUGAGAAGGCUGUAGGACGGUUGGUUCUCCAACGACCGGCUGUCAGUUACCACCAUCCCAUGUGCUUCCAGUGACCAAUAUCCAAGGGAUAAUUGCCAUCCCUGGACAGCUUUGACGACGGCAGUUUGCCAAAAUGCCUCUGAUGUAUAUAUGCUGCGUAAUCAUCUGGGUGGGUCACCCAGCCCAGCUCUUGAUCUCGAUUGGCUCCUUAAUGCCAGAGGAGGUGGGAAUAUAGAUCUCUGGCCUCUUAAGGGUGUCAAUCCCGCUCUCUCUUUUUUCCCCUCCCUCAUCACUCUGCCUUAAUGAGAGAUUGUACCCACCUCGCUUCCAGGGACCAAAAAUUGCAGACAAUCAGGAUCCAUUUUCAAGAGGGAUCCCUAAGCCUUUCCUGGCCAGGACAUCCCAGGGCCUUCCUUUUCUUCUGAUUAGAAAGUCAAAUGCUUACUUUCUAACAUCUUUCAGUACCUCCUCUCCCACAAAAUUGUGAUUAGACAGAGCAAUGCAGUGUGUGUGUGUGUGAGAGAGAGAGACAGAGACAGAGACAGAGACAGAGAGAGACAGAGAGAGAGAGAGAAUAUUAAACUAUGGGGAGCCACAAUAUGUCAAAAUAUGAAUGCCCCAAAUAUUGCAGAAACAGUAGCAGAAUGUUUGGGUUACAGAAAUGGACGAGAUACCCAGAUACGAAGUGGGGAAGCAGCAGAAGUGUGAUGUUGUGUACGGUCAGUUCACACCUGGCUCUUUGUCCUUCAAAGUAGCAUCCUUUGAAGAUCCACAGAAGAAGCCAGUGGUGAAAUAUAAAAUUUGUUGCUAGCAGUUCUGUGGGCGUGGCUUGGUGUGUGUGUGUGGGGGUCAUGUGACUGGGUGGACGUGACCAACUUUUUUUUUUUUACUUUUUUAAAGCAUGUUUAAAUACCUAUUCGACAGAACUGCUAGUAAAAAAUGCUUUUAAAAGGCUUUAAAAAAAGGUUCCGACGAUCAUAGCUAUGCUGCGUGAUCAUCGGAACCCUUUUUGAAGCAUUUUUUUUACGGGAACCAGUUGUAAAAAAAUCUUUAAAAAAAAGAAAAAAGGGUUAUCAUUGUCAAUCAGCUGUGCCACGCGAUCGUCGGAACCUUUUUUUUUUACCUUUUAAAGGAUUUUUUUUACUACCGGUUCGCCCGAACUGGUAGCUUCUAUCACUACCGGUUAGCCCGAACCGGAGCGAACCGGCAGCAUUUCACCCCUGGAAGAAGCCAUGAUUCACAAACCCUUAGCAACCCUUAAGGCCAACCAACUUGGUGCCUCCAUUGGUGCUAUCAACAAAAUGCAGAAAAAUGGUGGCAAAGUGGGACGUGAGGAUUGUGUGUUUCUACAAUGCAAUAAACUAGGCUUUGGUCUGUUGUGAGUCGUUGUGUUGUGGAAACACCCUCAAACAUGACGUUCCCAUUGGGGUUCAGACCUUGCAUUGGGGUUUGUUCAUUAGUUUCAUUCCUCCUUUUGCUGACCUGUACUUAAUGUAUUGUGGAGCCCAUCAGUUGAGUUGGUUAGUUCCGUAAUUGUGCUACAAAGCAAGACAAUGAAAUGCGACAGAAAGUUGUCGCUUCCCGGAGAACAGUCACAGGUUUCCACACGCCUUUGGACAUGCAGAAAUUCAAGAAGAGCCCAUUCUUGUCACCAUACAUUUGCAGUGAUGCAGAGAACGUUCCCAGUUGGAUUUCUGCCUGCUUUGCAAGUUCAUUUUUUUUUAAGCGAUUUAUUUCAGAUCAGCUGUAGAUCUGUUCUGUUUUCUUAGCUUCCUUCCAUUUCUGCCAAGCUACCUUCUCUCUGUAAUCUGGGCAUUUCAGACCGCUGACCUUCGCGCCUUUAAGAAUUCUAUUUUAAAAGAUAAUAUUUAUCUGUCUGUUUCCUAGAAUUGUGCGGGUGUGAGAGCGAGUGAGCCGUGCAGUUGCGACUUGCGUUUUUGAUUGGCGUUCCUUUGGCGCGCUUAAAAAAAAAAAGGAAGGAAGACCGCUGGAAAUGAAAUAAAUGUAACCGUGAAUGAAAGGUGUGCUUUUUAUUUUUCCAAACAAAUUAUUUAUGAUAUGUAAACGGAAUAAACUGAUUUUCAAAAAAAAAAAAAAA
This is a messenger RNA of Ahaetulla prasina, 3659 nucleotides long. It is a transcript of the gene OAF, whose product is annotated as out at first homolog. The record is from RefSeq and is a predicted model, not a curated record. The coding region runs from base 114 to 959 and encodes 281 amino acids. The transcript has 4 exons. Lineage: Eukaryota; Metazoa; Chordata; Lepidosauria; Squamata; Colubridae.